GUGUUUACAUCUACAUACCACGAGACGUCUCGCGCGGGAACAGCGUUUUGGACCACUCGGUCUCAAUAGUUGCACGCUACUUGGAAGGGCGCAUUGGGCCUUUUCGUCGCAAGUAAACGGAUAUACCUCCGCCCUGUCGCAAGCGUACGACAUACGAAGACCAUUUGCUUGAUCGACAUCUUGGAAAUGACACAGCUACGCUCACUCCUGCUCGUUAUGGUUGCUUCUGGCGCGCGAUGAGCUGGCAUUGUCUCUAAAGCAUCCGCAUUCAUUCCGCAUAAUACACAACACCCUUUCAGACUUGCUUUUCAGUCCUCAGGGAUGCAAUCCACCUGUGCCUUUUCAAGCGCCACAUCGCAUCGUCAGGCUUCACCUCUAGCAAUGUUAGCAUCGGUGCAUAAGGGAAAAUGCACUCGCUGUGCCGUUUGUCGCCGCGUGAGCGUGCUGGCUUAGCGCACUGGACCCCCGCCCUUUUCUUUCCGCGAAUAUCUAGUCGCCUCAGCUUCUCGCUUCACUUCGAAGACGUGGCCACGUUCCCAGAACGAUGUCAAGGAGAAGAUUGGAAGAAUCAAUCACGCUGCGACCUGUCUAUAACACUGUCCCCUAUUUUUCGUCGCACCUGAGAUACCACUAUCAGGUCAAUGCAUCAUAUGCGAGUGCUCCCUACUCCCAGUUCCCUC
Molecule: messenger RNA, 680 nt
Organism: Postia placenta MAD-698-R-SB12
Lineage: Eukaryota; Fungi; Basidiomycota; Agaricomycetes; Polyporales; Adustoporiaceae
Exons: 4
Source: RefSeq, a predicted model, not a curated record